CGUGUAAUCUUCUUCUUCUUCUUCUUCUUCUUCUUCUUCUUCUUCUUCUUCCUUUGUAUCUUCUGUGAACAUCUGUCUUUCUCCUUCUUGUUACCAUGGCAAUUUGGUUUUCGAGAUCUAGAAACAUUGGGUCUCAACUACAAAAAUGUAUGAAGACAAGGGAAUUUCUCGGCAGCCAGACGUCUUGGACCUCCUCUCCUUUUCAAUCUAGCUCCUCCAACGUUACAUCUCCGGCUUUAUUUCUUCCCAACCUGCGUUUCAACUCCUCCACCAUAUCUGAAAAACAACUCACCAGCGAUAGCGAUGACGAUCCGCAGGUUCAGUCACUGGAUUUCCCCGGAGGAAGGGUACCAUACACUUCGGAAAUGAAAUUCAUUUGGGAAUCGUCCCAGAAUAGGGUACCUUGCUAUCGAGUUCUCAAUGACAACGGAGAGUUGAUCAGGAACAACAAUUUCCAACAGGUGAUGAGCAAGGAAAUUGCAGUAAAGAUGUACAAGGACAUGCUGACCCUACAAAUAAUGGACAACAUGUUCUAUGAAGCACAAAGGCAAGGAAGAAUUUCAUUCUAUAUGACAUCAUUUGGUGAGGAAGCAAUUAACAUAGCAUCUGCAGCUGCCCUUACCAAAGACGACAUUAUCUUGCCCCAAUAUCGGGAGCAUGGAGUUCUACUACAUCGUGGCUUCACAUUGCUAGAAUUUGCCAACCAAUGUCUCGGAAACAAGGCUGACUAUGGAAAAGGUCGGCAGAUGCCUAUACAUUAUGGAUCUAACAAGCACAAUUACUUCAAUGUUUCAUCACCUAUUGCCACACAACUUCCUCAAGCUGCAGGGGUUGCUUAUUCGCUGAAGAUGGAGAAAAAAGAUGCUUGUGUUGUCACAUAUUUUGGGGAUGGUGGCACUAGUGAGGGAGAUUUUCAUGCUGGUUUGAACUUUGCAGCAGUUAUGGAAGCACCAGUAAUCUUUAUCUGUCGAAACAACGGGUGGGCCAUAAGCACAAAUAUUUCAGAACAAUUCAGGAGCGAUGGCAUUGUUUUGAAGGGUCAAGCUUAUGGAAUAAGAAGCAUUCGGAUCGAUGGAAAUGAUGCUCUUGCAGUUUAUAAUGCAAUUCAUGCUGCUCGUGAUAUGGCCGUGAGGGAGCAGAGACCUAUCUUAGUUGAGGCCAUGACAUACAGAGUAGGACACCACUCGACAUCCGAUGAUUCCACCAAAUACAGGGCGCUGGAUGAAAUUGAUUACUGGAAGAUGUCUAGAAACCCUGUGAGUAUAUUUAAGAAAUGGAUCGAGAGCAAUGGAUGGUGGAGUGAAACAGAAGAAGCCGAGCUUCGAGGCAACAUAAGGAAGGAGGUAUUGCAAGCAAUUCAGGUCGCGGAGAGAACAGAGAAGCCUCCACUUGCAGAGUUGUUUUCUGAUGUGUACGAUCACCCACCACGUAACCUUCAGGAGCAAGAGAAACAGCUAAGGGAAACAAUCAACAGAAAUCCGCAAAAUUACCCCUCUGAUGUUCCUGUCUAGGUUUUCUUUGGCAUUCAGAAAGACUAAGUUGUAGUCCUUAAUAAGUUGUAACAUCUAUCAAGACGAUCAUUUACAAAGGGAUGCCAACGAAAAUACUUUCUCAAAUGUAAAGCUUCUAAAGUAAACUGAUUUCCUUGCAUCUUAAUUCAGUAGAGUGGUUAUUAGAGUCUCCAAGUUCGAAAUUAAUAUUCUUUGCUUGG
This is a messenger RNA of Rubroshorea leprosula, 1711 nucleotides long. The record is from the annotation of a GenBank genome assembly. NCBI's taxonomy places the organism in Eukaryota, Viridiplantae, Streptophyta, Magnoliopsida, Malvales, Dipterocarpaceae.